CUCCCGAAAAUAGUGUGAUUUAAAAUAUUACAAAUAUAUUCAAAAGGAGUUUGUUAUCAUCUUUUAUAUGGGAAUAAUGGCAACUCGAAAUAUGCCAUUGAAAGAUACAAUUCAAGAAUUAAAGAAUACCGAAUGGCCAAUUGAUGAUUUUUUGGAAGAGCGUCAAAAAUUUAAAUCUGGAGUAGAUAUUGAAAGAGGAAAUAAACCUCUUUUACUUCCAAUAGAUGCUGAAUUAUUUUCUGACGAUGAAGAGGGGGAAUCGCACAUUACGAAACAUUCCAUAAUCAAGGAAAUGAUAGAUACAGAGAACAUUCAGUGCGAAUAUCGUGAUAGAUCUCCAUCACAAACCCAAGAAACGAAUGAAAAUUUUGAAAUAAUGGAAGUUAAAGUAAUAGAAGUAAUUAAUAAUGAAAUUGAUGAUUUCCAAGAGGAAUCUUCCGAUGAUUUACCUUAUAUAGAAACGUAUCCUCGAAAUAGUUUUUGUCGGGAAAAAACAUUUAUUGGUUCCAAAACACCAUCAGGAAAAACAAACUAUUUUGAAAGUAAUUCUGGGAAAAUUGAAUAUAAUGAGACAUAUCCUCUGAAAUGUAUCGAAUUACUUUGUCAAGAACCAGAUUUUUUCGAAACUGAAAACGAGAAACAGGUACAUCUUUUUGAGCUAUCUGAGAUAAAACCAAAUAAACAAAUUGAACCUCAAAUAAUUGAAGAUGUCAACUCAAAAUUAAAAAAAUGCACGAAACAAACCGCAAUCAUUUCAAGAAAUGAUGAAAUUGAUGAGCAUAACAGUGAUAAAAAAUCUCCUGUUUCUUUACUCACUGAUGAAAUUUUGAUUGGAGACGAAACUGCUUGUUUAGAAAAUGUAGAAAAUAUUCGAAAUAAGUUGAAGCUCCAAAUAAGUUCUCUCAGAGCAAGAAGAAAAGGACCAUUUAUACAACUACAAACAAAAAUUGUUAACUGUUCUGAGUACAAUAAGAAGCUAUUAAACGAUAUGGAGAAAUCCGGCAAUGAAAGAGUUAAUAGUUCAAGAGAGUUGAUGAAAGAAAAUCAUCUCUUUACACAAACUAACGAGUUGGGAUUUAUUAUAUCAGAUAUUCAAGGUGGUGUGAAGUUUGACAAAAAAGACAAUGAUGCAAUCAUCAACAAGCUAGAAGACAAAAAUGCAAUUCCUAGUAGCAACAAUAUAGAGGACGAUCAGCUCGUUGUUUUUGAUCAAAUUGGAAAACUCACGUAUAAAGAGGAAUCUUCGUUCACUCUGAAUGAUGACAAAUUGAAAACAAAGUUGGAAAAUUCUAAGGUACGUUCACAUGUAAAGAGAAAAGAUGACACCAAAAUUGCGCCAUUUAUUGACAGUUCUCAACUUUCAUUCCAAAAUGAAAAUAGCGUACUUGAGAAUAAAUCUCCAUUUGUUAGUGACACUUUAGAUGAGUUUUUGAUAGAAAAUUUCAAAUUGAACAUAAGUUAUAAGGUUCAUGGAUAUGAUGUUGAAGAAGGAUUGAAAGAAAAUUUCCUAGAUGAUGGUCCUCUUCCAUUAAAGCAGGUUUGUAAACUUAGAACAAUUUCUGAUGAAAAACCUAGAAAACUCAGAUCACUAAAAGCCAAAACUGUUGCCCAAAAAAGAAAACUUUUGGAGAAAGAAAAAAUGCGAGAACUGAAAAAACCAGAAAAGUUGAAAAAGACUAAUUCGUCAGCGAAGAAAGAGAAGUCUGUCACAUUGAAAAAAGAACAAUUAUAUAAUCAAAGUUUCGUACUUUUCAAUAAUGAAAAAUUGAGGGUAAAGAGUAGGUUGAAUGAUGAAUGCAUUGCAAAAAUUGAAUGUAGAAAUUUGAUGGAGGGGAAAAAUGACAAUGAAUUGAAAUACCACAACGAACAAGAAAAAAAUAUCGUUAGAAAACAAAAGUCAACCUCUGUGUGUCUUGCAGAUAGCUGUUCUGCCAAUGAGAAUGAAAGUUCCAGAGAUACUGUUGCAACUGUUAUCGAUGACUUGAUUAGAUAUGUUGAAAUUAGGGAAAUUGCUCCGUCACUUAUAAAGGAUGAUGAAUCUCGAACAAAGAAUGAAGGGAGGUUGAUUGAAAAAUUAACACCUAUUAUUGACAGUAAUGUGAGUAUUUCAAAAAAGCCACGUAUAAAGAAAUCCAAAGGUGAAAACGAGUUAUUGAGACUCAACUGUAAAGUAGUGAAUGUUGAGCUAGAAGAAAACCAAUCAGAAAGAAAAUGUGAAAAGCCUCACUGUCAUAUGGGGUGUGUAUGUGGAAGUUUGAAUGGUGGAAAUAUAUUCAUUCAUCAUUGUCAAUUGGUUCAGUGUAUGUUUAAUUGUACUUGUCCAAAAGAAAACGAUUUUAUGAAUGAAAAUGCUCUCACAUCUCCAGCUGGUACAUUAUUAUCACCCGAUACUCUGAAUUGUAUUGAAAAUAUAGCGAAAAAAAAGUUGGCUAGAGUAGAGCGACAAUUUACUCAAACUGUUAUUAAAAUGAAAAAUGAAACAAUAGUUGUUGGCUCAGGUAGAAGAAGUAAAUUGAGAAGAAAUACAAAGACUCCUGUUAUAUAUUCUGAUAAAGUAAAUAGUGAUUCUGACAUUUUCUUUACUCAACUACCGGGAAGUAACUUUUCAGAAAAAUGUACAGUGAGUUUGCCAAAACUGAAUUUAUCUCAGAUAAUACCAUAUUGUUUAACUCAUAAUCAGUACGAUUGUUACUGUCAAGGAACUUCCCUUUCCAUUCCAAAUAUGUCUAUGAAGGAUGAUAUACUUUCGAAAGACGGGAGUGAUGAUCACUUGAAAAUUUUCGAAAAAUUCACUGAAGAAAUAAAUGACAAAGAACAAAAAAAAAUUGGGUCAGUAAAAGAAGUAUCUGCAGUUACUGCAAAACAACAUUUGAAAAAAUGUAGAGGUAAUAGAAGGAAAAAAUGUGAAAUAGGACCUAAUCAUGCAGAGAGAAAAAUUAAAAAAGUAUCCAAAAUUUCCAACGAGAUGAAAAAUUUCAGCCCCAAUGACUGUUCUCAUAACAUAAGGGGUAGUAUUAAUUCUCAUGUAGAAUCAAAAAAUACUUUAUCUGGCUCCAAGAAGCCAGUGAGAAAUAAAAGAAAAAAAGAGUAUGAUAAGAAUAAUAAGGAAAAAAUGCCCCGUAAGGAAGAAUUAGAUGGGUGUGCAAGGACAAGAGCAUUACCAUGGAAGUGCCCAAAAACUAAAACUAAUAGUUUGAAUGAACAGAAUAAUGAAUUAUGUUCCAAUGCCAAAAAGUUUGAUGUAUGUAAGACAAAAAUUCAAUAUGCUAUUGAAGAUCUGAAAAUGCUUGAGGAGGCUAUUUUGAACAGAAUUUCUAUAGAGCAACGUAUGCGAAAUGUAUUGGUUGAUAAGAUCGCAAGAAAACGUAAACAGCUGCUUAGAGAAUGCAGAGAGGAUAACACUAUUACAUCUACAUCAUUGGCCCCCUUUAAUGAAAAUGGAGUUAUUCAAUGCAGAAAGUUGUCUUUAGUUUCAUCAGGAAUUGUAAAUGUGAAGUCAGUAUUCAAUGGUGAAAUUAUUGCUGAUAGAAACCGUUUAGGGUUAUUGACAAAAAUAGGACCAAAAACUGUUAAAUCUGGAUCUGCACGAUUGUUGCCAUGGAAAGUUCUCAUUGAAAGUUUUACAACUGGCAAAAUAAAUAUCUGGAGUAUGAUGAAUCGACCGAAAAGUCUCUACAUUGGCAACAGUAACAAGAGAGCUCCGAAAAAUUAUGUUAAUAUUAAAACAUUGAAAAAAACUGCAGCUGAACAAACAACAGAUGAACGAACCGAGGAUGUGAUUUCAUGGAUUUUGAAUGGAAGACUUCCUGAGUGUUAUCAACCAGAUAACUUUUUGUUCAUUUUACAAGAGACCAAAAAAUAUUACGAAAUAUGUGGUGUUUGCACUAGAAAUAUUUCUAGUAGAGGAAUGGAAGAGGAAAAAAAAAUUGAUAAUCCAAAAGAUGAAAUUUUCAUACAUAGGAACAUAAAUGGUAAUUAUCAACUUCUGAAUAUUUUCAAAAAAAAUUACCAGCUCCAAGAACUAGUUGAAGAAUCGACAGGGCAUUUGGGAGGGAUGUCGGAUGGUAAGGAUAAGUUAUAUAUGUGGGCUGCUUUACCCAAAAUCAACCCUCUUUGUAAGUGGCGUAUGAUUCACCUGAAUUCCGACUUCAUGUACCUUUACUUGGUUAGUGUAGGCUAUUCAAUAAACUAUACAGAUUUGAAAAGGAUAGGAGAAAUUGCUGAAAAUAACAAAUGCACUGUGAAAGGAACUAUUGGUACUUUGAAAAGGGGAUAUGAUCAUGUUGAAUUUGGUAUAUAUUUUGACCCAAGUUAUGUUGAUAAAAUUUUCAUUGGUCCCUACUUUAAACAUUAUACAGGCAAUGAUGUUGCGUUUGUGAAUAUGGAUCAUAUAUCGGCAGAACAUUUUAAUGGGAAGAAAGAAUACAAAUGUGGACAUUGGUUGAUUGAACCGCCUAACUCAAAAAAGGGACAUCCAAUAAAAAAGUCGAUUAUUGAAAUUAUGGACCUUACCAAAAAGGAUGGCAGAAAUGAUAUUGCAUCAAAAGUACUGAAUUAUUGGAAGAAACAUACAUCCGUAGAAAUUUUGCCACAUAAGGUCAUUAUGUAUAAUAGGGAACAAAUAUUAAUACUUAAUGCUCCUCUCAAAAAACCAGAAGAAUUUAAUUUGUACAUAACGAGCAAUAUUCCACAUUUUGGGUAUCUAGGAGCAUACAGACAUUUUUCUGGAGAAAUUGAUGUUUCCUGGCCAUCCGAAGAGAAGUUAUUGAGAUUUUCUAAUAUUGCAGUAGUCAUUGAUUUUUUGCAAGACCUAUUUUCUGCUUUACUACAACCAGUCCCAGAGACAUUCAAGAUUAAUAUAAAAAUUGAAACUGAAGUUGAUUUCGAAAAUACCCAUUCCAUUGACGCUACUGUUUUAAGAGGAUAUUAUAUAUGUGGAGAUUUUGGAUUCGAAAAUAUAAUCACAAUGACAAAUGAAGAUUGUUUGAAAAAAACUGGAAAACCAAAAGCAGAAAUAUUGAGCAUGGUUUCUAAAAGAACAAAUCUAUUAAUGAGAAAACGGUUAGAAAACUUGGCAUCUUUACUGAAUAUGUGCGGAGACAGUGGACAUGAUAUUUGAAGAAUUUUGAAUACGGCCACAGGUUCAUACAGUGGACAAUUAAAUAGAGAAGAAAAAUUUUGCUUUGAAAAAUCAAUUGGUGGUUAGGAACUGACUCUUGAUUUGUGUGUGUGUUCAACAACACGUAAUCCACAGAAAUACAGUAUUCUUAUGAAAAGGAAAGCCAAGAUACCAAAGCAAAUGAGGUUAUAUAAAUUCGAUAUUUCAUCAGCGUUCAAUCAAUUAUAAAUGUUAUUUGAACUUCUUCUCUGCUGGUUCCUGCCUUCCUUUGAUUUUUUUAAUCCUUAUAUUCUUGAUAAAAACUAGAAAGUGUUUGUUUUGUAGGAGAAACUUUAGCGAAGCUGAUUGAGUCAUUAGACAGCAAAGGCUGAACAAAUGAGUGAUAUGGUAUAUUGAUUGACUACUGACAUUGUAACAUGAUUUUUACAUUUUACUUGUGUUUUCAUUCAAUAUGAAAUUGAUUUUAUUUAAUUACUAAGUGUACGUUUUUUUUCA
Messenger RNA from Leptinotarsa decemlineata (Colorado potato beetle), 5614 nucleotides. RefSeq lists its product as uncharacterized. The record is from RefSeq and is a predicted model, not a curated record. NCBI's taxonomy places the organism in Eukaryota, Metazoa, Arthropoda, Insecta, Coleoptera, Chrysomelidae.